UGUUUUCUCUCACUAGACCUCUCCACGAACUGUAGAGUAGCCGCGCCCGGAGAAGCCAGCAACAUCUCUCUUCCAUUUCGAAGGAUAUCGAACCGGUUCCGAAAGCUUUUGACUUUAGAUAAUCUACUGUGUUUUUUCAUGAUUCGGCUCAUUUCAGCAUUUUUAAUGCAAUCUUCCAAGUUCCAAGAGCUGACGACCCAUAUUGACCGUUAUAAUGGUCAUAAACCGCAAGCAUAAGCAAUAUAUAAAUGCCCCUCCCUGAUGCUGACUUCCUGAGUUGAGAGAGAGAGAGAUGGAAACGGAGACGGAGAUGGAGAUGGAGAUGGAGCUGCCAGAGUGCCCGGUUUGUCUUCAAGUCUACAACAGCGACGACACCGUCCCUCGUGUGCUCCCUUGCGGCCACUCCGCCUGCGAGGCUUGCCUGAAGCAGUUGCCUCAGCGUUUCUCCAACACCAUUCGCUGCCCUGCGUGUACCCAACUCGUCAAAUACCCAGAAUUUCAAGGCCCUUCUGCCCUUCCCAAAAACAUUGACCUCCUGAGCUUCAUUAAUUCCCAAAGCCCUAAAAACACUACUCCUUCACAAUCAAGCAACCAGACCCAAACCCAUCUCAAUCGAUCUAGAGCUGAUGCUCCAAAACGUCGCGAGUUCUUUCCUCGCUUGUUAUGGUCUGAAGAGUUUUACUCCAAUUGGAAGGAUUGGAUUCUUCCUAUUGACUCUGUUUCUGUGGUGGAGAGAGGAGAGGAGUUGCUUCACUAUUGUGCACUUCAAGGAAAAAUUGAGUCUCCGUCUUCGUCUUCGUCUUCGUCUUCAGCUUCGUUGUCAACUUCUUGUUGGUUUCCUGAGGAGAAUCAGUUGGUAAGUCUUGUUUGCGUUGGUUAUUCUUCGGGGCCAGAUUCUGCGUUUAAAUUAAGCUAUAAUGCUAGAGUUAUGGAAGCUCUGAAUCGGUUGAAGGAGAGUGAGCGAAUGGAAUUGGAUUUAAUUGUUAGAGCUUCGCUCAGACAGCGUCGGGUGUGCAAGUUUUCUGGAUUAUGGAUGGAUUCUAAAGAUGGGUCUGUCUUUUUGGUCUGUGAAAAAUUUAACGGAGAUUUUUUAAAAAGAUUGAGUUGGUCGAUGGAUGGGGCUAUUAGUGGAAACUCGGAUGGAUUAACUAGUCUGGAGGGGCUAAAUUUGGAGGCAAAUGGUAAAAUAACUGCUUUUGCUAUGGUCGGUACAGAGCUAUGUGAAGCACUGAUGGGUUUACAUUCAGAAGGAUUAGUUAGUGGUUGUUUAGCUUUCUCCUGUUUUAGAUUUGAUGAUUUUGGUUGCAUUUCUGUUGACACAAAUGAAAUUUUAGUGAUGGGAAGAAGAGUCAGGAGGUAUAUUUCGGAGGCUUCUGGAAAAGGUGAUGAUCUUGAAAUUGAAGCACUCUUUGCCAAUCUAUCAGAUAUACGGUCAUUUGUAAGUCCAGAGCUACUGUUCGAACUAUUGAACUAUGAGCGCAUUACUGCUGAGACUGAGAGUGGCAACUCAGGAUAUUCGAUUGGUUAUGGCUCAGACUUAUGGUCCUUGGCUUGUAUUUUGGUCAGGCUUCUUUUGGGAGAACGAUCCACAGAAGAGCUAUUCAAAGGUUUCUCUAUCAUUUUCCCUAAAGUCAGUGAAGAAAAAUGUGCUGGAUACUCGAGCCUUUACAAUGGUUGGAUGGAUAAAGUGGGCUCUGUGCUGGACACAUGUUUGGGUUCAAAAUUUUCAUCCUUGCAGCAGAUUCUCUGCAGAUGUUUGAAUUUUGACCCAGCACAUCGUCCUCAUGCAGCUGAAAUAUGGAGAUACAUUAGAGAAUUACUUAUUAAACCUCAUAGUGAUACUGUGGCCAGUCUAGAUGCUACAUUUGUCCAGAAGAAAAUGACUUAUUGCUUCAUUCUUGGAGAUAUGUGUCAUUUGCACAAGGAAACUGUCAAAGAAUUAGAAAACCAGAACAGAGAUGGGUUGCUGAAGAGUGAUGGCAGCAGUGGAGCAGAUGCGGAUAAAGUUGGGGAUGAGAAAGUUGGCAGAGAUCUUGUUAGUGGCCUGUGUUUGGGUAGUUUAAAUUCUAUCAAUCUGCAAGGUCACCUAGAUUGCGUAACAAAAUUUGCUGUUGGAGGGGGUUUUCUGUUUAGCUCCUCCUAUGAUAAAACGGUCAAUGUGUGGAGCCUGCAGUGGGAAAUGCAAAUAUCCUUGAGUCAUUGUCUGCUACAUAAGUUGUUCCAUGAUGCUUAUGCUGAGCUAGAUGUUCCAAACAUAGUUGUCACGGCCUCAAAUCGAUCUAAGGCGUUUGACAGAUCUCUUUCAGAGUAUUAUAGUACUUUCAGGGGAAUGGUUGAACUUAAUGUUUUCCAGCCCUUGACCAUAAACAUUGACAAAUUGAAGGCUCAGCGGAAUGAGUUUUUCGUUUCCAAAUUUUUGGCUAGUUUGAAUAAUGAUUUGAAGGCAGUGAAGGGCCAUUUACUUGCAGGCGAUACUGUUCCUACUCUGAAUAACACUUAUUCGCGAUUGCAGCGUAUCACUUCAUCAACUAAAUCUGAUCAGUCUUCCAAAGAUAAUUCUGUCUUCCUUACCAACCGUGGACGUGGUUGUGGUUGGGGUCGUGGAUCGGCUGGUCAGGGUUCUAGUGGACAGCCUUCUGAUCGUGCAGCCUGUCAGUGCACUUAUUGCGGGAAGCCCAACCAUACUAUAGAGACUUGCUGGGCAAAGCAUGGCAAGUCAGAAUGGCAUCUUCACACGAGGAAGAUGAUUGAUAGAGGACGUGAAAAAGAUGGUUUAUAUUACCUCAACUGUGGUUCUCCUACUUCUUCUGCUGCUGCUACUGCUGUUGGAGAUUUGCGCCUAUACCCCAUAGCAAAUGGGGUAGCAGAGCGCAAGAACCGGCAUCUAUUCGAGGAGUUAUCGGGUGAUGAGCUUCAAAGAGAUACCAGAGCUGUUGGGUCCAUUACUUGUGAUUCUGUGAUAACAGCUUUGCUGUUCUGGCAAGGGAAACUUUUUGUCGGGUGUGCGGAUGGUGUUAUCAAGGUCUAUUAUUUCAACUGUGAUUGAAGUCUUGCACGCUGGCAUGAAUUGACAGAUCGAGAGGAUAUCAUGAAAAGUAUGGUGCAAACUACACAGAGAUGAACUGAUGGUCAUUUACCUUGACAAAAUUUGGGCAACAGAGAUGUGUUAAAACAUCCUUUGUUCAUACAGAUUCAAUUUCAACGCUGUACAGGAAAAUAUGUUGAUAUACCACCCAAAAAAUAAUUGUGUUAAAAUAUUUUUUGUUCAUACAGAUAUUCAAUUUGAAGUCUGUACAGGAAGAAAAUGUUGAUAUGCCACAAAAAAUAAUUAUUGUAAAAAGGAGAAGGGGGGGGGGGGGUAAAAUUAUACGGUAUGUUAACACCCCCCACAAAAAAAAAAAAAAGAGCAGGCACUCGGGUAAGAGUUCUUGGUGUAUUGAUUAGGUUCAUAGCAACUUCAUGUUGGGAAAGGGGCUGUCAAUGCACAGUGCAACCUGGACCUGAAUGAGAACCAUCAUAAAGUGGAAAGAGAUACCUUGACGACACACUGGAUGCUAGAGCUUGUGCUGCCACAAAAGAGGGCUCCAAUACAUUGGAUGUUAGGUGCAAUGGACUGUUAUGAUCUCUAACUGAUUAAGGGCUUAAUUUGAUGUAUUGCCAUUAAUCCAAUCCUGCUUUUCACUUAUUGCUAUGCACUCAGUUAUGUGUUGAUUUUAACUGCAGUUCUCCUUUAAUGUUUGUUAUAUAUUGUCA
Macadamia integrifolia is the source of this 3753-nucleotide messenger RNA. RefSeq lists its product as uncharacterized. The coding region runs from base 293 to 3046 and encodes 917 amino acids. Lineage: Eukaryota; Viridiplantae; Streptophyta; Magnoliopsida; Proteales; Proteaceae. The transcript is spliced from 8 exons. Gene Ontology annotation, biological process: protein phosphorylation. Gene Ontology annotation, molecular function: protein binding; ATP binding; protein kinase activity. The record is from RefSeq and is a predicted model, not a curated record.